GGGCAGCUGAGCGCCAUGUAAAGACCCCAAAGAGCCAUCAUGGCCGCGCCGGCUACGGACGCCGGGGAGUUUGAAAGCUGGCUAAAUAAUCGACUGGACACUCUAGAAGUGGACCGGGAGGUGUAUGGAGCGUAUAUUCUUGGAGUGCUGCAGGAAGAAGAGAGCGACGAUGAGAAGAAGGACGCGCUUCAGGGGAUUCUGGCUGCGUUUGUGGACGAAGACACAGUAGAGGAUGUUUGCACACAGAUCAUCCAGCGGUGGACAGAGUGGUGCAGUCGCUCAGCAGCUAAAAAUGACAUCAAAGAUGUGGAGGUGCAGGCCAUUGCCAGCAUGAUUGAAAAACAGGCUCAAAUCGUGGUGAAACAGAAAGAAGUUUCCGAGGAGUCCAAGAAAAGGAAAGAGGCCCUGCUGGCUCAGUACGCCAAUGUCACAGAUGAAGAGGAUGAAGCAGAAGAAGAUGAAGCAGCCAGUGGGAAUAACAUGCCUGGACCUGAAAGAUCGCUUUUCAAGAACACCAAUGUUGAAGAAGUUUUGCACCGCCAAAAACAAAAGCGGGAGCAAGCGAGAGAAGACUCUCAGAAAAAGAAAGAAAUGGACAAAAUGCAGCGAGAAAAGGACAAACUUGCCAAACAAGAUCGAAAAGAGAAGGAAAAGAAGCGCACACAGAAAGGAGAGCGCCGAAGAUAAAAGCAAGUGAAUGGACUCUAAAUAUGAAAGAUAACAUGACAAAAGAAUUUGUGAAUGUUGGCUCAGUCUUCCGUACAAGUGUGUUGAGAAAAAUUCACAUCACAUCCCAAGGUAAUAUGGCUGUUAUCUUGCCUUCAGCCCACUAUUGAUACUGAAUAGGGGUCGUGAGCAGAUACCUCAAGUGCUCAGCAUGUUUAUAAAGGGAUUCGACAUGUUUUUAAAUGAAUAAACUAUUUUCAGCAAUUCAAACGCCUUUAUUUUCAACUUUUCAGUUUACAGGACGUAACUUCAACAAUCACCAAUGACAGGCACUUUUAAUUGAGUGACUCAUAUUUUCCCUUUUUUUUCAUAUUGAUUUUGUAAAUUUCAAAUGAUUCAUAUUAAGAUUGAAGCUUGAACCAUAAGUAAAACAGUAACUGGAACAGGUUGAACGUUUUCAUUUAUAAUAAAUUGAACAAAUGUAAAUAAAUUUUUAAUUUAAAUAUUUGUUUAUUAAGUACAAACUGUACUUGUAUGUACUUCAGGUGGUGAUCUGCAGAAAAGUUUGUUCUUUCAAUGUUGGAAAUAAUUUUUCCUAAAAUUAUUUUUUGGGUUCAGUGAUUGAUUAAAUGAUUCAUAUCUCAUUCCAAUAAAUAGGUAAAAGAAGAAUGUGAUGGAUUCUUCUUCAUAAAUAGCGACAUAAAAUUCAAAUGUGGCAGAAAGGGGUAACAUUUAGAACCAACACUAAUUCAAUUCAAAUAAGACAUGCAAGUAAAUCUCCUUCUUGGCCAUCGAGACACACCAAACACUUAUUGGCUCGUGCGUGUCUCCAUUGUCAAACAUUGAAAAAGUACCCCUCAGACAUGCUCUCCGUGUCUGCCUUCUCCCUGCUAUCAUGAUCAUCCAAAACUUCCGAGAGCUCUGCCAGGGUCAUUUGUAGAG
Molecule: messenger RNA, 1608 nt
Organism: Synchiropus splendidus (mandarinfish)
Lineage: Eukaryota; Metazoa; Chordata; Actinopteri; Syngnathiformes; Callionymidae
Gene: ccdc43
Product: coiled-coil domain containing 43
Exons: 5
Coding region: 40-687 (215 amino acids)
Source: RefSeq, a predicted model, not a curated record